Molecule: messenger RNA, 1719 nt
Organism: Thamnophis elegans (Western terrestrial garter snake)
Lineage: Eukaryota; Metazoa; Chordata; Lepidosauria; Squamata; Natricidae
Product: cytochrome P450 2J6-like
Exons: 10
Coding region: 1-1719 (572 amino acids)
Biological process (GO): arachidonate metabolic process; xenobiotic metabolic process; telomere maintenance
Cellular component (GO): cytoplasm; intracellular membrane-bounded organelle
Molecular function (GO): heme binding; oxidoreductase activity, acting on paired donors, with incorporation or reduction of molecular oxygen, reduced flavin or flavoprotein as one donor, and incorporation of one atom of oxygen; iron ion binding
Source: RefSeq, a predicted model, not a curated record
AUGACUCACAAAGGAGGUAUUGAGGGUCUAAACAGGACGCUCCAGGACAUUACGGGCAGCAACCAUCUUAUGGAUGGAGUUACAGUGCUUUUGGCUGGUUACUUGGAACAGACGUUGCCUAUUGUGCCACAAGGGACAUAUGCAGAUGAAGUUGAAGUCAAAGCCUGUCUCAAGUCAUCCAUCUUAUGGCCUAAUGUCAAAGUCCUGUCCUUGAGAGUUAACAUGUAUGUGCACCUUCAAAGGUUAAAGAUGGAAGUCAGUCAGUUCCUGAUUGCUACAGGAAUAUGCUUUCUGCUAGUGCAGUUCGCAAUACUUCUUUGGACACGAAGGAAAUUCCCCCCUGGACCUGUCCCUUUCCCUCUCUUUGGAAGCCUGUGGAGAACCGGAUGGAAGAUCCGCCAGGAUACAUUCAUGAAGCUUAUAGACACUUACGGGAACGUCUUCACCUUUUGGAUAGGACACACACCAGUGAUUGUGCUAACCGGAUUCAAAGCUGUGAAAAUUGGAUUAGUUACUAAUUCCGAAGUAAUGUGUGAGCGACCAAUAUUUCCUUUUUCAAAAAUUCUGGGAGGUGGAAAAGGCAUCAUGUUUUCCAAUGGAAAAACUUGGAGGCAGCAGAGACAGUUUGGAAAUAUGACCCUUCAGAAAUUGGGAGACAUGAAAAAGAGUCUGGAAGAGCACAUACAAGAGGAGACUACUCGGCUGGUGAAGACUUUUGCCCAGGCCAAGGGACAACCACUGGAUCCUUCCCUACUGAUCAUGCAUUCAGCCACCCAAAUGAUCCACACGGCAGUUUUUGGAGAGCCUGUUCUCAAAGUGGAUGACAUGUUCCAAAAUCUUGUUGAACACAUCAGCAACAUUACAAAAUGCAGAGGCACUUUUGGAGAAAUGAUAUAUAACAUCUUUCCCUCGCUUGUGGAAUACCUCCCUGGGCCUCACAAGAAGGCAAAUUCCUCCUUUGAAUUCAUGAUUUCUUAUAUCAAAAAGAAGAUGGGAAAUUCUAAGUAUUCUCAGGCAUCUCACGAACCUCAAAGCUACGUUGACUUCUAUUUAGCUCACAUGGAUAAUGAGAAAAAGGACUCCACCUCGACUUUUCAGGAAGAAAAUUUGGUUCAGGUUAUUGUCGACUUGUUCCUGGCAGGCACAGACACAAUCGCUGUCACACUUUCUUGGGCUCUGUUUUUUAUGGGGGUUCAUCCCAAUAUUCAAGAGAAAGUACAGGAGGAAAUCCAGAAUGCACUGGAUCCCCAAAAACCCAUCUGCUACGAAGAUCGGAAGAAGCUGCCUUAUACCUAUGCCGUCCUUCACGAAGCCCAGCGUCUCAGCAGUAUCACGCUUUCCACCCUCUUUAGGUUGUGCGCAAUAGAUUUGAACGUACUUGAGUUUUAUAUUCCAAAGGGUAGCCUGGUGAUCCCUGAUCUCUGCUCCGUUCUGCUGGAUCCCAAACAAUGGGAGGUACCUCGACAGUUCAACCCUAACCACUUUUUGGAUCAAGAUGGGAAAUUUGUACCCAGAGAAGAUUUCCUUAUCUUUGGGACAGGCUCCCGCGAAUGUUUGGGGAAGACUUUGGCUCAGAUGGAGCUCUUCAUUUUCUUCACCAACCUUAUGAAAACGUUUACCUUCCAGCGGCCGGAAGAGCUAAAAGCAUUUAACAUGGAGGAUGUAAUAGAGGCUGGGAUGCAACUUUCCCCAUUGAAGAUCUGUGCAGUUCCUCGUUAA